AUGCAGGAAGCUCCCGGUGUUCCGCGGCCCUCACGGCUGAACAAGUGGUGGCCUAUCAGCUUUUUCAUCGCCGCCAUCGUCUUCUUCGUCAUCGGUGGUGCUCUGAUGGGAACAUGGGUCGCCAACUCUUACGACGACUGUUCCUAUAGCAGCAGCUCCUAUUACAGCUACUACUCCAGCUACUCCUGCGUCGAUACGGACCUGGGCGAAUUCUACGCUGCCAUCGCCAUGUUCGUUAUCGGCGGUGUUCUCAAGCUCACUGCUUGGAUCCUCCUCAUCGUCUUCUGCGUCAAGCGCAGCCGCGCCAACCACCACACCGUCACAUACUACACCACUCCUGCCGUACAGCAGCCGCAGUCAUUCCAACAGCCUUACGCCGCGCCUCAGCCUACCUACGCCCCGCCUCACCAGGCUGCCCAGUUUCCUCGCUCGCCCGCCUCGCCCGGCCCCAGCUUCCCUGAGAUGGCCAAUCCCUCUUUGGCUGGUACACCUCCUCCGAAGGAGCCUGUUCAAACUGCAACUGCUUUCAAGUACUGUGGUCAAUGUGGAACCGCUGUGUCUAGCCGAUUCUGCCCUCAAUGCGGUACUCAGGGUUGA
Messenger RNA from Penicillium argentinense, 597 nucleotides. RefSeq lists its product as uncharacterized. The record is from RefSeq and is a predicted model, not a curated record. Bases 1 to 597 code for a protein of 198 amino acids. The transcript has a single exon. NCBI's taxonomy places the organism in Eukaryota, Fungi, Ascomycota, Eurotiomycetes, Eurotiales, Aspergillaceae.